AUGAAAGUUUCAUUAUUAAUUUUUUUAAUAAUUUUAGUUGGAGUAAUUAAAUCAUUUGAUAUUAAUUCAAUUGAUGAUUCACAUUGGGAAUCUGAUGAAGGAUUUGAACAUCAUAAAUGUUGGAAAAAUUUAACUGGUUAUUAUACAGAAUUUGCUUUGUCUGCUUAUAAUACUAUGUUCCCAACACCAUAUGGAGUUAUUCCAGUUUCAUUUUAUGAAGGUGGUGUUGUUACUGCUGAUAUUAAAGGUCAACAAAUGUAUGUCCACUAUGGUAUUGUUGCAAAAAAUUUCACAACAUGGGGACAAUACUAUGCCUAUGGUAAAAAUCAAACCCAAUAUGUUGUAAACAAUUCAAGCUGUGUUGCAAUGAAAUUACAAUUCCCAUUCCCAGAUAAACUUCCAAAAUUCAAAAAAGUAGGAACUACAAAAAUUGGUCAAACCGAUGUUGAUGUAUGGAUUGUCAAAGGUAAACAACAAUGCAAUGUAACCAGAUCUUGUAUUCUAAUUCAAAAAGAUACAUGUACCCUUAUGUCUGCCAAUUUCGGUAACAAAGAUAAAUCAAAUCUAGGUUUCUCACUUUUAAAUUAUUAUAGAUAUGAAAAUAAACCACAUUAUGAUAAAUUCCAAUUACCAUCACAAUGUUGGGAUGUUAAACCAAAAGAUGAAAAUGAAAAUAAAGAAGAACAAGGUUUAUUUGCAAAUGAAGAAGAACUAGAAAAUAAAGAAUAUUUUGGUGAUAACCAACAAGCUCCAUCAAUGAGAAUUACUAAAAAUAAUCCACAUCUAAAUAAUAAUAAUAAUAAUAAAAAAUAUCAUCAUAGAGAACAUGAAACACCAAAUCCAGACCUUAUCAAAACAACCACAAAAACAUCAACAAAAACAACAUCAUUUUCAAGAGCCACUAAUGAUUCACCAAAAUCAAUUGAUUUCCAUCACUUAUUUUAA
Dictyostelium discoideum AX4 is the source of this 945-nucleotide messenger RNA. RefSeq lists its product as hypothetical. NCBI's taxonomy places the organism in Eukaryota, Evosea, Eumycetozoa, Dictyosteliales, Dictyosteliaceae. The coding region runs from base 1 to 945 and encodes 314 amino acids. The transcript has 2 exons. The record is from RefSeq and is a predicted model, not a curated record. Gene Ontology annotation, cellular component: extracellular region.